UCUCCUCCUCCUCGCCAGGCCCGGCGCGUGAGGCGAGCUCGCGACAGAGCCCGGGCGGAGCAACCUUGGGGCGGCUGUUGCUGCUGGGCGAGGUGGCGGCGCAGAGGAGGAAGAAGCAGCCGCAGCAGCAGCCGCAGCAGCAGUGGAGUUGGAGGAAGCAGGAAGAGCGGCGGGAGCACCGGGCAGGGCGGGCGCCGGACGUUUCUACUUUUGCGCCCGGGGGUCCCUGCGGCCGCGGAUGUUGCCUUCACCGAAGCCUGCGCCAAGAAGAGUCGGCUCCCCUCCCCCGCCGUGCUCAGCGCCAGGCAGCCGAGGGCACGCGGGCCUUGCAAGAGCCCACCCUCGCAGUGCCUUGGAGUGAACGGGGGAGAGGAGCCGCUCGCCUUGCCUUGCCCUGGACCCAGUGGAGAGGUUGCCGGGUAACGAAUUCCAGUUAACCAAAAUAUUGGAAGGUGGAAAAGAUUAGACUUUUGGUGACUAAAAGAUGUGCCAUGGAAUGGUAGCGACAAAAAGCACCCCGACUUCACUGCUUGCCUUGUUCAGUCAUGGGUUACUUUUUCCGCUGGUCAUCUUCAGUACUCCUGGGGCAGAAGGACUGGUCUCAUCUUGUCCACAGCCACCAGCACCGGAGAAUGGAGGUUAUAUAUGCCAUCCAACACCCUGCAAAGAUCCACUGACAUCUGGCAGUGUCAUAGAGUAUCUCUGUGAAGAAGGUUUCAUGCUGAAAGGAGACUACAAAUACCUGACCUGCAAGGAUGGAAAAUGGGAUCCAGUAAUGGAGGUGACUUGCAGGCUCAGCCAAGAUAAAGAUUCUCCUCCAAGUAUAGGCGUGCCCACUCUGUCCAUAGUGGCUUCCACAGCAAGUUCAGUGGCCCUCAUUCUUCUCCUAGUUGUACUGUUUGUUUUGCUGCAGCCAAAGCUGAAGUCCUUUCAUCACAGCAGGCGUGAUCCAGGUGUUUCUGGAGACCAGGUUUCCAUCAUGGUGGAUGGUGUUCAGGUGGCUUUGCCAUCCUAUGAAGAAGCAGUUUAUGGCAGCGCUGGGAACUGCAUCCCUCCCUCAGAUUCACGGGUACAGAUUGUACUGUCAGAGGGAGCUGGGCAGAGUGGAGCAAGUGAGAUGCAGCAGCCCCCACUGGACCAAGCCGAUUGUGACUGCUUUGCUGGGGAGGAUGAAGUCCCUGGACACUCUGGACUAUGUGAAGCAGGCAGUUCUCACCGCUCCGAGGCUGUUCUAGUGCAUCAAGCCACCUCCUCCUCCUGGGUAGCUGGUAUGACUAGUAGUAGAUCAGGGCACAAAGGAGCUCCGGAUUCAGAAAGCAGUGAUGUACAAAGCCUUCUAUCGCUCACUUCCUCAGAGGACUACACAGAUGAUAUUCCGUUGUUGAAAGAAGCAUGAGGUCUGUUGGAUUUGUCUAGCCUUUUCUCUCCAUUUCUACGCUCCUCCUUGGGAUGGUGAGCACUCAGUGCUAGCUCCCCCUACCCUCCCAUGCUGUGCUUUGAAAACCUCCAAGAAAACGCUCCUUAGCUGAAGAUCCAAAGGGUGCCACCAGGAUGUCUCCUUGAAGCACCACGGGGAUGUGCAAGGUGCCAUCUUUCAUCCUCCACCUCCUCCCAGUUCCAUCGGCCUAAAAUGAGGAGGCAAAGGUUCAUGGACUUGAGCACCUGCUGCCUCUUCCCUGUCCUCAGCCAGAUGUUUGUGUAGUCUCUGGAGAGCUGCUGUUCACUUGUGCCUUGCUCCUUCUCACAAUGGCUUAUGGCGGCUUCUCAUAGGCCUUACUUAGCUUCUGGACUUCUGCACAGAAACGCGGAGGCCAAAAAUUGCUUGCUUUGUUGGGUGCAAAUAGUGUCCUUCCAUUUAUCUUAUAGAAGGCAAGACAGAACUUGUGUGGAUGGGCUGAGAGAGAAGAGAGCCUGCCACAGCUCUUGAGGUCUUUUCUGAAUUAUAUAACUACCCCAUAUUAUAGCUGCACAUCAACAUGGGCUUGGUUGAAAAGGAUUCACAACUAGCCAACUUAAGGGCAAGACCCAGAACUGACAAGCUUGGGCUGCUACUUUUUCUUUAUUUCCCAGUGAAAAGAGAAUAGAGCACCCCUGCUAGGACGAAAUAUCUGUACCUCUGCAAGUUUCCCUUUUUUAAAACAAAAAAGUUCUUUGUUCAUUCAUUAUAUUAAUCUCUGAACGUCAUUGAGGACUAAAAUUUGGAGCUUUGUCAAUACACAGAACUUGGAGCAAUUUAUUUAUCCUGCAUAAAACAUAGGAGCACCUGUGUGUGUGAGCUCAUGUGGAGAACAGAAUGAUUGCCCUUCUUUUAGGGGAGCCUCCCCAUCAGCAAUACUAUGGCAGAACCCUAGCUAAUCCAAAGCCUUCCAUCUUUCCAUUUGUGUAGAGUCCCGUCAGUGUGCUGUGCCACCUUGUAUUGCGUUCAGUGCUGUAGCUGCACCUUUUGCUUCAAGCCACAUUAAUCGGAAAGUCAUUUUGCAUUUCUGUUGUCCCGUCUCAUAUUUUUUAGUAUGGGCUUUUGUGUGUGUCUCUCUCUAACCUAUCAGAAACCAAGUUGACGGGGGGGAAAUCUAGUGUGCUUGUAACUGGUGUGCCUGAUUGCCUUGAAUAAAUUAGUUAUAGUCUGCCUUAAUAAUUUUGAAUGGAAAGAGCCAUGCUGCUGCCUUGCCUGAUGGAAGAACCACCUCACUCCCUUUUUAGCAUUGCACACUGCUUCUGCUUCCCUAUGCAGGGAGCAUGAUUGCUGGCUGUCUCCUCUUUUGACCCAAGCAUGCUGUUCUCUUUUUGUUUGGCCUCUGUGGACAAUGGACAAAUCACUGCAGGUUCUAAUGAUAUUCAGGAUUAUGAAUUCUCAGCCUUCCUGAAUGAACUUUUUGGUAGCUGUAAACCCUCUCUAGCUUCUGGUGGCAUGGUUGAGGUAGUCCUAAAGGAUAGGGUGCAGUGUCUAAAUACAUACCAUGGAAUGUAACUUCAUUCCAAUGGUCACACCACUCUUAAUUUGCAUUCUUCAUUCAGAUGGGAUGGUUCAUAAAUUGUUGUGCUAUAUUAAAAUCCUUGAAAUUAUACUUUGGCAGCUGAAUCUGUAGUAUGGAUUUCCUCCAUGAUGUGGUCAUUAGCAUAAGCCGUCUGUGUUUUAUGCUCUGCACCACUGGGAAUUCCUUGGACAGCUUAGUCAUUAAACACCUAUGUGAAGCCAUUCACUUUGACUUGGGCCCUAAUUCUGGCAUUGACAUAUUAGCUGACCUGCUUGAAAAGUAGUUGGCUUGAAAAACAGUUGUGAGCAUGUCAGACUAGGAGCUAGGAUGACUGGGUUUGAAUGCCUACUCUGCCAUGGAAGUUUAUCAUCACAAUCAGGUUUGGGAGGGAAGAAUGAUGCAGGAAGCUACUUUGGGUCCAGAUUAGUGAGAAAAGCGGGAUAUAAAUUUUAAAAAUAAAUGUUUUAGAAUAGUUGAGACUGAGCAUUUCUAAGCAAUUUGCCUUUUAAAAUAUAAACUGGAAGAUUGAGGAAUGAAAAUAUGGGCUGAUUCCUAUUCUGGCUAAGAAUGUGAGCUCCUGGUUGUUUAGUAUUCUCUAGUUCUUAAGUUAAUUUAUGGAAGGCAGGGAUAGCAUUAGCCACUGGGUACAGUGCUCAGGUUUUCUGUGCUUAUUGCUUAGACUAGAAGUGAGUGGAAUAUUCUGUGAUAAUUUGUUGAAGCAUAUGAGAGCUACUGAAUUUGGCUGUGUUAGUGCCUAAUAAUUCAUCUUCCAGCCUUGUGUACAGAAGGCUGGGUGCUGGAAGCAUCCUGUCUUCUCUGUGAUUUGAAAAAAGGGUGGUCUUUGGUUUCUGCAGGCUGGCCUUGACUCUUAAAUGCUAGGACAAUACCUCAAAUGUCUUUUUGGUCUUUCCAUUACUGUACCAGGGUGUUUGAUCAUAUGAAGUUGUCUUUAUGCUGAGUCAGGCCAUUGGUACAUCUAGCCCAGUACUGUCAUCUUUGACUAGAAGAGGUCUUUCCUAGCCCUCCUUCUUGAAAUCUUCCUUCCCCUUUAGACCGGACAUGCCAGAUAUUGAACUUGGUGUCUUCUGCAUGCAGAACAUGUCAACUACCAUUUAGCUGUAGACCCUCUGUUAAUCAGCUCAUUUAGAAGUAAACAUGGUAGCUUUGAAAAAAGAAAAAAAACAGUGCUUCCUUUCCAUGAAUUGACUAUUCAUUUACCAUAAGGAAACUUACCACAGUGAGCGAGCAACUACUUCAUCAGCCAGCUGUACAUAUUGUGCUGCCAAAGGGUGAGAAUGUAAUCAUUCUUCUUGUACCAGAGAAAUCUAUAAAAUAUAUGAAAUAAUAAGAUUCCCCUCACUCCUUAGUCAAUUACCUUGCUUACCAUGUCUUUUAGUGAACCCAUGAUAAGAUACCAUAUGACAAAUAGUUACUGGAAUGCUCCAUACUUACUGUUUUAUGUACAACCCCAGUAUUGCAACAGUGUCUUCUGGAACAGCUGAUGAUUAAACUGGAGUACCGCAUGAGAGAAUCUGUGAGGCAGGAAAAUCUACAGCUUGACACUUGAGAGUCUAUGCGACUCAAACAAAGCAAGAUUUUCAUGUUCCCCACUUUAGUGUCCAGCUUUGAAGUUAACAUUCAUGUACAAUAAGCUAGGAUGGGGAAGAGGACUCUCUGAGGACCUUUUUCAUUUUUAAAUUGCAUAUAUCUCUUUGAAAAUCUGAAAAGAAUACACAAAACAAACCACAGACGGAGGUGUAACUGGAGCAUGCUAGAUGUCUGGAUGCAGGCUGCAUCACUAAAUUCCUGACUAGAGUGACUUUCCACAAUACAGCUUUAAGCUCUUUUAAGACUUUCUGUAUGUAACAGGAGGUAUUGAUGCAUGUUAUAAGCUGCUUGUGUCGCUUUAAAAGUGUCUAUUAUUCCAUCCUGCCCACUUUGAUGAUAAACACAGGAAAUGUGUACAUAGAUACCAUGUGAGAAUUGUCCCUCAAUUGCUGGGGGUAAGGAGCACAAAACAUACAGCUUGAUUCAACUUUUCGUACGCUUUCUGUGGCAGUCUUUGUGGAUGCUUCAUACCACAAUAAGUGACUGUUUGUUGACACCAGUGACUAACAUGUCAGAAGUACAACUACUUUGCUGCACAGUAUUUGUCGUAAUAUUUAAAUCUACUUUGGUAUGUGGGAGAGCAUUCCUAAGGCCAAAGACACUCAUAGUAAUUGCAGUAAAAGAAUAGCACAUGCACAAUUCAUGUUAGCAUCACACAGUAUCGAAUUCCUGUUGGGGAGUGUGUCCACAACAAAGGCUACUGUUUAUCGUUGAUGACCCUUGCUGCUCAGUGUCAGAUGGAGUUGGCAGACCCUGGGAGCAGAUAGCUGAAUAAGGACAUUAUAGGUUUGUUAAAGUUUUAAUUGUCUUUCAGAGAUGAGAUGCACCCACAGAAGACUCGCAUUGUUCAGAGUUAAUCAAUCUGGCCAAGAGUCUGGGCCAAUUUGCAUUUUUCUUGGAGCUGUGUGUAGUGACACAAAAUGUAAAGGGCUGUGAUGUGUCUGUAAGCAUGUAGUGGAUACCUGCCAGAUGCUGUGAACAACAGCAGCUCUCGAACUCUUGUGUACUGGAUGUACCAAGUGGGAGGUGCAGUGUCUACCCUUCACACGCUUUACAUCAUUUACUGUAAUCACAAUGCCUUGUCAAAGCAUGGAUUAGCUUUUAUUCUCUUUCUUGCUUUAUAGUAGCAACACAUAACAUGCCCAUAAAGGGCCCUGCAUACUCAAGUUCUUCAUGGGUAAUUUUGUAUGAAUCCUGCUUCAUAUGGAUUUUUUCCAGGGCUUCAUUCCUCUUUGCCUGGGUGUGUUUUGUUCUUUGAUUUUGAACUUGGCCACCUUUGUCACUUUAUUACAGUGUCAGUUCUUGCUCCAAGGAGAUGUGUGUAGAAAAAUCAGGCAUUUCUGUGUUUAUAUAUACGUAUGUACGUAUCUUGAGAGCUUGCCAUUGACUUCUUUCCUAAUGAGAAUGAGACUUCUCAUUAGAAGCUGAUGAGGAUUUUGUUCUGCUGGAAAUGUCAUGGUUUGCUUUUCUACCCUUUUGUUUGGAAGCUCAUGCCGUACAGACCAAACAUCCCAUUGAAAUAGAUGCACGCACACAAUUACACAGUGGGCAGGCUGCUGGUUGGUAGAGAUGCAGAUGCACGGGGGAGAACCUGGUUGCCUUCAGUGCUCUUUAUUUGUUUGUAAUUUGAGUUGCACCACUUUGGGAUUAUUUGCAGAAUGGUACUCUUAUAUAUGUGGGAUUUAAAAAUACAUAAUUAAUGCUGUGCAGGAUGUCAAUCAGUUUUAUUUUGCUUUAUUUUAUAUAUAUAUAUUUUCUGGUAUCCUGUACAUUGCGGUGGGUGUGAAGAUAGUAUUUUAAUAUUUGUAUAAAGUUUAAUUUAAUUUCAAUUGUUCUAUGUAUAUAACUGCAUUUCUAAAUUAAAAAAAUCUUUUGAAGUGAA
Molecule: messenger RNA, 6465 nt
Organism: Sphaerodactylus townsendi
Lineage: Eukaryota; Metazoa; Chordata; Lepidosauria; Squamata; Sphaerodactylidae
Gene: SUSD6
Product: sushi domain containing 6
Exons: 6
Coding region: 485-1396 (303 amino acids)
Source: RefSeq, a predicted model, not a curated record